Molecule: messenger RNA, 2989 nt
Organism: Hipposideros armiger (great roundleaf bat)
Lineage: Eukaryota; Metazoa; Chordata; Mammalia; Chiroptera; Hipposideridae
Gene: FAM234A
Product: family with sequence similarity 234 member A
Exons: 12
Coding region: 426-2084 (552 amino acids)
Cellular component (GO): cell surface
Source: RefSeq, a predicted model, not a curated record
GGGCGUGGCGGCAGGUGAGUGAACGCGGCCGAGGUCCUCCUUCUCGCGCAUGCACGCCGCGGGGCCCCACCUCUUCCCUCCUGACCCGAACUCUCCGCCUCGGCAACCCGCGCGGUCGGGAGGUCCCAGCCCGGAGGGAUCCCGCCCAUGCUUUCGCCCACCUCCCCUCGAUAUUCGAAUCCACGCGUGUCCGUGCAUCGCUGUGGGUGGAAAGGCUGCCGCAGGAGCCGGAGCCAUCCAGCUCCGCCGGCCCUUCCAGCCCUUCCAGCAAGUCUGCAGGUCCGGUUUCCGCAACCUGGACUUAAGUGGCGUUGAGUUCGAGCCCACUUUCCCCCAAAGACAAGAUUGAACUACACUAAGAAACUUCGCACUCCACGUUGCCUGCACCGUAGUGACCAGGAGGUAAACUUUGGGAUGUGCACAUAAUGAUGGACAGCAAGGACUUAGAAGCCGAAAUCCACCCCUUGAAGAACGAAGACAGGAAAUUGCAGGAGAAUCAGGAAAACCUCGCGAAAAAAGAAGAUAACUUGAGAAGCACGCCUGUGCAGUCCCGCCUCUCCCGAUGCCGGACGGCAGUGUUUUUCCUCUCGCUGUUUAUCUGCCUCUUGGUGGUGUUUGUGAUUUCCUUCAUCAUCCCGUGUCCCGAGCGACCAGCGUCACAGGGGUCAUGGAGGAUCGAUUACAACACGACAGUCACCUAUGACUUUCUGGCCAUGGAAGAUAUAAACAGGGACAGGGUCCAAGACGUCCUCUUUCUUUAUAAAAGUACCAACAGCAGCAAUGACUUCAACCAGUCCUGCGCCGAUGAAGGCUUCUCCUCUCCCUGUACCUUCAUGGCCGCUGUGUCAGGGGCAAACGGCAGCAUCCUCUGGGAGAGGCCCACAGCCCAGGAUGUGGCCCUCGUGGAAUGUGCCGUCCCCCAGCCGAGGGACAGCGGGGCAUCUUCCGCCUGCAUCGUUGUAGGCAGACGUGGUUCUUCCAUUGCAGUCGACUCAUUUACAGGGCAGACACUCUGGAACCAUCCCAGCAGCCUUGGAGGGAACGCUUCCAUCCUGAGCCCUUUACUCCAGGUGCCCGACCUCAAUGCCGACGGGGCCCCAGACCUGCUGGUCCUCACCCAGGACGGAAAGGAGGUUCACGGCUACAUCUAUUCAGGCAGCACUGGGCACCAGAUUGGCCAUCAAGGCAGCCUUGGUGUGGACGAGACCAGCGGCUCCCUCCUCCAUGUCACCAGAGCAGGCGCCCACUACAUCCUUUUCCCCUGCGCAAGUUCCCUCUGUGGCCAGUCUGUGAAAGGCCUCUAUGAGAAGGUGACCGGGAGAGACAGCACAUUAAGGAGAGACCCCGGCUGGGAGGACAUGCUCAACACCACCGCCCACAGGCUGCUUUUGCACAGCUCUGGAGCCAUCCGCUACCUGAUGAACGUUCCCGGGAAAGGCGGUGAGGACCUCCUCUUGGUAACUUCAGAAGCCUGUAUGUUGCUGGACGGGCAGGAGCUGUCACCCAAGUGGACCUUCAGUGCAGCCCAGAUCCUCAGGAAACCCAUCCUUGGCCACUACAAACCCGACACCUUGGCCGUGGUCAUUGAAAAUGGAACUGGCAUUGACAGACAGAUCCUGCUCCUGGACCUCAGCACCGGGGCCGUGCUAUGGAGCCAGGCCCUCCCAGGCCUCGCUGGGGACCCUCAGUCCGCCAGCCUGCCGACCGCAGACCACCGCUCAGCCUUCUUCUUCUGGGGCUUCCACGAGCUGAUUGGGGCCACCCAGAUGGAGCCCAGGGACCCCCAGCACAGCCUGUACCUGUUCCAUCCCACCCUGCCAGGUAUCCUGCUCGAGCUGACCAACAUCUCUGCCAACAUGGUUGCUUUCCAAGUGGCCCUGUUUGAGCCUGGCCGCCACGCCGCCUGCAUCCUCCUCACGGGCCCAGCCAGCCCCGACCAACCCGGCCUGGUCUCCAUGGCCAAACACAAGGUGCAGGACCUUGUCCUGAGUAGCAGGGUGGUCCGCCUGGCCGAUGGCGGCCCCGACGAUGACCAGGCCAUCCGGGUUCGCCUCUCCCGCUUGCGGUACCGGAGUGAGACUUAGACAAGCAGCGGCCAGACCAUGUGGGAAAGGCUCCAGCGGCUGAAAUUAAAUGUCCUGGGAAGUUGGUCCUUCACUUACUUUGUCUGUACACUGACUCUCCACUCCUGAGCCGGGUGAUGCUCUUCAGGGGAGUCCCCUUAGUACCCAGGGACAUUUCGUGGGUGAAGGGACACCCAGGCCUCUCUCCUUUCCUGUCCAGCACACUGUGUCCUCACUCUGCCCCACUGGGGUCACACUCAAGGUCAGCUGCCUUCACGGUGGUCUUCUGUGGGAAGAGCCCAAGCCCUCCUGCAGAAGCCUCCUCCCCUUUUCCUGUCUGCAUCCUUCUCUGCACCCUCUCUGGGGUCAUGGAGCUCAGCGGGUAUUGGGCCCUGGGGUGACCUCAGGACAGCAGCUGGGACCUGACGCAGUUCCAGACCCCAGCCCUUCCCAGAGCGAGGAGGGGACGACUCUAGCAUGGUUGAUGGCGACUUGCCCUGGGAAGCCCCUUUGACCAGGCCCACGAUGAAUGAGGCUUGUAGGACCGGAUAAGUGGGGCUGCUCAUGGACGUUCUAACGGGGGCUCACACCUCUGUGCUGGCUGCUUUUGCUGUGAAUGUGCCAAGGAACGGGCCAUAGGACACACACUGGGGUCAUUUUGCACCCUCUCGACACACACUGGAGCCACUCGUCCCUCGGGAGUCCCUGCACCCCUGGAUGUGGCCAGCGCCCCCCUUCCUGGUGCUCACAUGCCCCAGUAGUUGGUGUCACCUGAUGCAGGACUCACCUCUGUGCCUUGUUGCACCCCAGGGCCACUGCGGUGCACCAUGAGGCCAAGCUGUGCCCAAACCAAAAAAUAAAAGCCAGAUAACCCUGGGUUCCACAAGAAGAAACCAGAAUAAAUGACUUUUGCACUGUUGGAAAAA